Uranotaenia lowii is the source of this 7803-nucleotide messenger RNA. Its product is annotated as disheveled-associated activator of morphogenesis 1-like. Gene Ontology annotation, biological process: positive regulation of actin filament polymerization; actin cytoskeleton organization. Lineage: Eukaryota; Metazoa; Arthropoda; Insecta; Diptera; Culicidae. The record is from RefSeq and is a predicted model, not a curated record. Gene Ontology annotation, molecular function: actin binding; small GTPase binding. The transcript has 9 exons. The coding region runs from base 1169 to 5224 and encodes 1351 amino acids.
GCUAGUGAAUAGUACGGUCAUAGUCCAUACGGGGUUUCUCUUAGUUUUCUUGUUUCACUUUCGUUUGCGCGGUACGAUUUUCGUUCCGGAUCAAAAAUAAAAAAAAACGCGUGCGGAAUUCCUACCGGGAUUUCUCGACUCGACGUGAGUCGACUUGUAGGAGAGUGUGUGAUGUAUUGUGGAGUAAGUGAUAAGAUCGACUAUUUCCCUAUUGGAUUAAGAAGAGAAUCCCUACUGGAUCAAAGCGUUUGGGUAAUCGAUCGCGUGUUUUCGUAUCUCUAAUUGAUCGCUAUCAAGUAGGUACUGCAAGAUCAUUUGUACAAAACGAUUGGUUCCUUAGCGUGUUUUGUUUUAUGUUUUUCUACUUCUUCUGUGGCUUUGAGGGAGGAGCAGAAGCGAGCUGAUCAUCGACUGACGAUCACUCAAGCGUGUGGAAAGUGACGGGCUGCUCAAAAAUUGUGUACGAUUUGUUACUUUGCUGGAACGCGGUGUGGAUCGUAUGGGAAAAUAGCCUCAUCGCGUGUUGUUGUCGAGAGUAAAAGUGAUUAAGAUCUACCUCUAAUCGUCGUCGUUGGGUCCCUUCAAAAUUGAUCGAGUCGAUUCGAGGAAGUCCACAAGAUUAUGCGGCAACUGUUAGUCCCCAAACAACUGGCUGAGAUCUUCAAGCUUCUGGGGUAGUGUGAACGACGAAGGUUGGAAUAAAAUGUGAAAAUUACCUUCGCAGCGGACGACCCUUCCGAGCUGGUUCGGUAUUCAAAUUCCGACACGAGAGUGGCAUGAUUUAUGGGACCCGCGCAUUGUGACAUUUCCUCAAACGAGCGUUUCUCCCCAAAGUGUUGAUGAAAUCCCGCCAGGGUGAAAGGGGUUAUCUAUUUCCGAAUUCCUAAUUGAGUUGCGGAAUGCCGCCAGUUUGACAGUGAACCGAUCUUCGAUCCGCAAUCCGAUCAGAUCGGAAUGGAAUGAAUCGACAACUUGUGAUCUUUUGUAAGAUUUUGUAGAAGUAGUGAAGAUUUGAUGUGAUUCUGUAGUUCCCCUAUUUGUGUUGUGUCAAUACCGUAUCUGGAUACCUUGGAUAUUGGUGAUUUGUGUGAAGUUGCGGAACACGUCAAUCGUUGUUUGGAGUUUUGAUUAAUUGCAGCUGAAACCGAGACGACAACAAACCGCCACCAUGUGCAGCAAAAACAGCUUCGAGGUUUUGAUGGAGAAAAUUAAUACGGGUAUUCCGACGUGCCCGAUUAAUUUGUCCACGCUUCGCAACCGGCUACCGGAACUCGGUAACUGGAGCCUGCCGCACAUAUGCAAAGAAGCUGUCAACGGCAACAACAACAACAACAAUAACACCGACAAUAACAGCAGCAACCCAAACGCAGCCGGAUCAGACCAUCAUCACAUCCAGCACCACAUCACCAGCAACGGGAACUACGGGAACAAUCUCACGACGGCAGCGGCGGAUUCCUUCUAUCAGCCCCAGUCGCUAGGGGCCCUGUCCAGUGUGACGGCAUCGACGACCUUGACGAGUGGAUGCGGUGGAUCGGCGACAUCUAACGGUGGCACCCCGACGCCUACAACCACCACACAGCAACCAUUGCCGCAGCACCAUUUCAACCUAGCUGUGCACCAGCAACAGCAACAGCAGCAGCACAACCACCAGACUAGCUUGCACAAAUUCUACAAGGCACACAAAAAGAUGCCCGGCUUUCGGGGCCGCCGAGGGUGGUGCGGGUGUUUGCAGGACGAUGAACCGCCCGAAAUCUGCGUGGUCGAGGGAGUUUUUUCCCUGCAAACGCUCACCCCCACCCAACCGAUGCCGGCCAUCGACGAGCUGGACAGCAAGUUCGCCGAACUGGUUGAGGAACUGGAUCUCACGGCCCCCAAUAAAGCGGCCAUGCUUAGUCUGCCGCCGCAGAAGAAGUGGCAAAUCUACUGCUCCCGGAAGAGUCCCCUGGAUGCUGCGACCGGUCCGAACGGGGCACCCCUUCCGGGAGCAACUCUUCCACCGACACCGGAACACUACAUCGAACGACUGAAGGAUAUGGCGGUGCAGCUGAAGGCCUCGUCACCGGAUGAAUCUCCGACGCACGAGUACAGUCCGAAGAUCGAAUCACACACGGCGUUGUUCGAUGCGCUGAAGACGGCUCUACGGACUUCGGCCCAUAGUUUUGUGAUCCGGUUCAUUGAGCUGCAGGGACUGCCGGCUCUGCUGGAACUGCUACAGGCACUCGAUAUUCGGGUGGCCAAUAGUCCCCUCCACACUAGUCUCAUCGGGUGCAUCAAGGCGUUGAUGAACAACUCGACGGGUCGUUCUCACGUGCUGGCCCAUCCCACCGGAAUCGAUACCAUCGCGAGGUCACUGGCAGCGGACAACAUCAAAACCAAAAUCGCAGCUCUGGAAAUCCUCGGAGCGGUGUGUUUGGUUCCCGGAGGUCACAAGAAGGUUCUGACGGCGAUGCUGAAUUAUCAGGAAUACGCUGCAGAGCGGGCGCGAUUUCAGGGUAUCGUAAAUGAUCUGGACAAAUCGACCGGAGCCUAUCGGGACGACGUGAAUCUCAAAACGGCGAUUAUGUCGUUUAUCAACGCCGUCUUGAACUAUGGACCGGGACAGGAGAAUUUGGAGUUCCGACUUCAUCUGAGGUAUGAAUUCCUCAUGUUGGGCAUUCAACCGGUGAUCGAUAAGCUGAGGAAGCACGAGAAUGAGACGUUAAAUCGGCAUCUGGACUUCUUCGAGAUGGUAAGAAACGAAGACGAGAAGGAGUUGGCGCGGAAGUUCAACCAUGAACAUGUGGAUACGAAGAGUGCUACGGCAAUGUUUGAACUCCUCCGAAGGAAGUUGAGCCAUUCAACGGCCUACCCUCAUUUGUUGAGUUUGCUGGAGCACAUGCUUUUGCUACCGGGAGGCGGUGCCAAUGCCCAACACUGGUUGAUGUUCGAUCGGAUAGUUCAGCAGAUCGUUCUUCAGCAGGAAGAACGACCCUCGAGCGAAAUUGAUCCCGAUCACCAGGACAAAACGUCAGAGUCUUCCAUGAAACUGCAAGACCCAGACAUCGCCCCACUUCAGAUAGAAGUUAAGAAAAUAGUCAAACUGCUCGUUAAAGAGGAAGAACUAGUCGCCGCUCGAACACGAGCCGAUGAUCUGGAAAAGGAAAACACAGAAAUUACAGCCAAGCUAGCCAAAAAGGAACAAGAACUGGACCAACGGACGCAAGAGAAGGAAGACAUGGAAACUUCACUGGCUCGAAUGCGCGAAAGACUGGAAAAGGAGAGCGCAAACCAUUCGCAAGCCGUCCAACGGGCUGUCAACGCCGAAAUGCGUAUCGAAGACCUGCAGCAUCGAUUCCUGAGCGAACAGCAGGAACGGAUACGCUUGGAACGACUUGUUACCGAAGGUAGCAUACCGGACGAUCAGAAGGUUGCCGGCCUACAGGGAUGCAAUGGAGCCGUAUCGCCACCUCCUCCACCACCUCCAAGCAAACUUCCACCUCCGCCACCUCCACCGAUGAUGAUGAUGGCUGCUCCACCUCCUCCGCCCGCUCCCGGUGGCAUUCCGAAACCAUUCGCCAAUCCCAACCUCGCCAACAAUCAUCCCGCACCCCCGAAAAUGGAAGCCCCCAAGAAGAAUGUCCCCCAGUCGGCCAACCCGUUGAAGAGCUUCAACUGGUCCAAGCUGCCCGACUCGAAGCUACAGGGAACGGUCUGGAGCGAGCUGGACGAUAGCAAGUGGUACAACACCAUCGAGAUGGAGUCGAUCGACAAACUGUUCUCGGCCUACCAGAAGAAUGGCGUCGCGUAUAAUUUUUCGUUCCAGAACGAGGGUUCGAUUGAGGACCUGCGGCUCAUCGGCAAACAGAAGACGAAGAUCCUCUCGGUGAUCGAGGGACGGCGGGCCCAGAACUGUACCAUCCUGCUGAGCAAGCUCAAGAUGAGCGACGAGGAGAUUUCCAAAGCGAUCCUAUCAAUGGACUCAAACGAACAGCUUCCGAUCGAUAUGGUUGAACAGCUGCUGAAGUUCACACCCUCGGCUGAAGAACGCGCCCUUCUCGACGAACAUUCCGAAGAUAUCGAUUCCCUGGCCCGGGCUGAUCGGUUUCUGUACGAGAUUUCCAAAAUUCCUCACAACGAGCAACGGCUUCGUAGUCUACACUACAAGAAACGGUUCCUGCUGACAGUCAACGACCUGUCGCCGAGGAUCGCCAGCGUUAUGGAAGCCUCCCGGGAAGUCGCGAGAUCUCGACGACUACGAAAACUCCUGGAACUGGUUCUAGCCCUCGGUAACUACAUGAACCGGGGAGCUCGAGGCAACGCGUCCGGUUUCCGGCUAUCGUCCCUCAAUCGGCUAGCCGAUACCAAGAGCAGUGCCGUCAAAGGAACCACCCUGCUGCACUACCUGGUGCAGAUCGUCGAGAAGAAGUUCAAGGACAUUCUGCUCCUGGAGGAUGAUUUGCCUCACGUUAAGGAGGCGUCGAAGGUUUCGCUCGGUGAAAUGGAGAAGGACAUCUCGAUGCUGCGGGCUGGAUUGGCGGAAGUGAAUCGUGAGAUCGAGUUCCACCGAAGUAGUGGGGCACAGCAGCCUGGUGACCGGUUCCUGCCGGUGAUGCGUGAAUUCCACGCCCAAGCGUCGGUGCGGUUUUCCGAACUGGAAGAUCAGUUCCAAGAUAUGAAGACUAGAUUUGACCGAGCAGUUCGGCUGUUUGGGGAAGAUGGAGCAGUUGUUCAACCCGAUGAGUUCUUCGGAAUCUUCGACGGGUUCCUGACGGCGCUUAUCGAAGCCAAGCAGGACAACGAGAACUUCCGCAAGCGGCAGGAGGAAGAGGAUCGGCGGGCUAAGCAGGAAGCUGAGCUGAAGAAACGGACCAUCGAGCGCAAAUCGAAGGAGGGUCUACUGAACUCGGUUGCGAAGAAUCUCGGCCUCACCAAGGGUUCGAAAUCGUCCAACGGAACCGGUAGCGGUGGAAGCAACGGAAACCACGACGGUGGCUCAUCCGGCGGCAACGAUCCCAACAACAAGGGUGAGUUUGACGAUCUAAUCAGUGCGUUGCGGACGGGAGACGUGUUCGGUGAGGAUAUGGCUAAAUUCAAGCGAUCGCGCAAAACUCGGCUGAGCCCCAGCAACAACAAUGGGACAAGCAAUACUUCCCCACCGAGGAGCCGGAACAGCGUGGGCCGAGAGGACAGCCGGGAACGGACCGUUGUCGUGACUGGUGGGAACAACAACCGGCGGAAUCAGUGAAUCGAUCUGAGGGAGGAAGAAAUCAAGCCAACGAUGACGUACUGAAAUUUCAAGUGUAUGGUUAGGAAAAUUUUCUUUUCGAAAAAUUUUGUUAAUGUUUGGCUAAGAGAGACCAAAAAUUUAAAUCUUACUGUGAGUAAAGCUCAAAUUGUGAAACCCGAAAAGUAAUUGGAUCGUUUACAAGUGAUUGUAGCAAUGUAAGGAAACGCUUUACAACAAAAUAAUCUCUGAAGAAUUUGGAAAAAAGUAAUCCAAUGAAUGUAUAGAAAAUUAUGAAACCGUAAAAUAAUUGUGGUUAUAAGAGAAUCUCUGGGCAGACUGUUAGAAAUCGACAACUUUAAACAGGUCACCACCGCCAGAUGUCGUCACGCUGAGUGUCGAGUGUCGCUUUUUUUGGAAUGAGAUUUAUCCCUUUUAAGCGGGCCACAGACUACACAACAUUUGUACAAAUGCGAUGAAAUUCGAUAAAAUUCGAUGAAAUUUUGUCGCUGUGAGCACGAUUUGCAUAGUGUAUGGCACUGCUUGAAUGAGCGCCCAAACGGUUGGAGUAAAAUCGGUCGGGAUCGAAAUAUUUUGUACAAAACAUUCUCCCAGCCGGGGUGGAGAUGGUUUUUUUUGUUGCUAUUGCUGUUUUCGCCAGCAAUCAUUUGUGUUCGCGUGAAAUAAGUUUGUAUAGUGUGUGGGCGAGCAUAGAUCAAACAAUCGACGCGGAAUCAUCGAAUUUGUACAGGCCAAUUUGUGUAGUCUAUGGCCCGCUUUAGACUGUCCCCCUUCGAUUAUUCGGUGGCAAAAUAUGGGCAAUUUUACACGUAAUAUUGUAGUCAAGAGCACUGUGUAGUAGGUAUUAGAUAUAACAGAUGAUAACAGAAACGCCACCAAUCAUAGGAAUUUUAUUGUUAUUGUAGAAGGAAUAGCGUAAGUCACUUCCUAAGUCAGGUUCUCACUCAAUGAUGACCUGUGCUUAAGCUUUCGAUUUUGUUUUUCUUUCCCUGACGUUAAUCGCCAACUUCCUACAAAGCCUUCGGCUUAGUUCUACUAACAUGUUGCAAUUUUCGACUUCUAAGUCAAGCCGAUGAUCACCAUAACGCAGAAAGUAUUCUCCUUAGUUACCAUAUCCAUAUAACCAGAAAUCGGAGAAGACCCCGGAGAUUGAUUGUAGAAAUUGUAAAAUUUUCGUCCCCCGUUUUUACUACCUGUUAUGUGUAUAAUCUAGGACUUACUCUUAGCAUCUUAGGUUUGUUCGAAACGCGCGCGCACGUUCGGAAAAAGAGAGCAAAAUCUGUAUUUAUUCAACAUUAACGUUCUUUCUCCUUUUACCUCUCGGUAGCGUUAUAGCAGCAGCUAACAGCAUAUUCUAACAACUACCUAUGAAAAACCUCGUAAUAUCAUUUCUAGUGCUUUUAUCGGAAUUCCCCGAAUCCCCAACCCAAGCAUAUCUUUACUUUUACGUACCAAUGUAUGUUAAAUGAGUUAUUCUUUCUGCUACUCCACAGGGAAUAGUUUGUGCAAAAUUUCUGUUGUCUAUAAAUCAAUUGAUCGGUUGGUUAUCAAUUGGUUUCAUUCAUUAGUACCUAGUUCGUGAUUAGUGAUAUAGGUUUUUUUUAGCAAGGUGUCUUCCACCGUAAUUGGCCGGAAAAUUCACAAAACUCACGCACUAAUUCGAUAUGAAAAACGGGACAUUUUUUUAAAUUUCUGUAUAUAAUCACCCACAUACACGAAAUGCACAGCCACUAGAAUUUUCAGUAAUCGAUAAUCGAUAUACAAAAAUAAAUAUACAUAUUAAAACAUAUAUUAUACACUCACUCACACAACAGAUCGAUGGAAAGAUUGGGAUAAUGAUAGUCGUGUUUUUAAGAAAGUAUUUACGCCCGCUAGGUAAAACGGUAGUCUAGUAAAAUGGAAAUUUUUAAACUCAAAGUAAAAUAUGAGCAACAGCUGAAAAGUUUUAAAAGAAGUAGAUUCGAAGAAGUCGUUUAGUUUGAGAAAGAGACCACCAAGUUUCAGUUGUCGCGACUUCCAUUUGUUCGUCCCUUUUUCCCUCAUAGAACGAUUCCAGAGUAUGAAACAAUACAACCACUUUACAUAACAGAUAAAAAAAACUUAUAAAACAGAACUCUAAAUGUUGCUUUGGCAAAAAAUGGAAGGUUUUCCAAUAACUGUUGUUUUUGAAAAAAAAACCCGAACCGAUACAAUAAAAUGAUAACCAACACAAAUGCACAAACUAGAAAAACAAGCAAGUAGUUAACCCAAAAUGUAAAAUGUUUUAAGUUUAACAAGAGAAAAAAAAAACAAACAAACAAACAAAUCUCACUGGUAAGGUAGUAUAGAUGUUUGAAAAAAAGAAUGAACAAAAUGCCAACAACCACAACAUCAACCAACGACUUUUAGAGUGACCUGCCAACAAGCACGCUGAGGUGAUCGAACUUUUUCAUCAUACACACAGCAAAGUGUGUCGCGUUGAAGCGCGGAAGCGUGCGACCUCCCGCAAAAUUUGCUAUGAUACCAUUUUACAAUAACUACCGAAUAGAAACGAAUGAUCGAAAAAGUCCAAUACAAUUGAUGAAGGAUGAAAAAUAAAA